AUGGUAACAGUGACGACUGGCAUUCUUCUCUUGACCUUGGUCCUCGGUGUGGUGCUCACUGAGUACACCACGACCGGACUCACCUUUGAGAAGGUCCGGCUGGUCUCAUCGUGGUCGGCCGGGAAAGGCUCGCGGUCGGCCGAGAAAGGCUCUUGGUCGGCCGGGAAAGGCAUGGAGGAGUCCGAGGUGGUGGGGAGGGAGGAGGGCAAGAGGCUGAGCAACUCGUCGACGACUGUCGUCAAUUAUCUGUUCCGAUCAGAUCUUCCGGAGAUUGGCUCUGCUGGAAACAGAUCAUUUGCAUGGAAUGAACUGAUGAGCUACAUGGCUGAGCGUGCUGAUGCUGCAGGGUUGCCGUGGCCGACUCACCGUCAACCGUAUGUGGUCGAUCUCUCGCUGCUCGACGCCGUCAAGGACGCGAGCAAGUACGAUGUGGAGAAAAAGUUCUUUGCUGCUCAUCCAGAGCUCGGCGAGUUCCACUUGUGGUCCAUCUGGGGCAUCGAUGUCAAUCCCAACUCGCUCGGCAAGCACGAGCGCAACGCCAUGCUCGACGUCUUUCACCUGUGGGACGUCGAUCAGCUCUCCUCUCGCUUGCCGGACCUCCACAAGAUGAUGACCACAGACUAUGGCGCGCCGCGCGUCUUCCUCUUCCACUGCUACUCGGGCGUCGAUCGGACCGGCGAUAUGGCGGCUGGAACUUGA
Molecule: messenger RNA, 699 nt
Organism: Thecamonas trahens ATCC 50062
Lineage: Eukaryota; Apusomonadida; Apusomonadidae
Exons: 2
Coding region: 1-699 (232 amino acids)
Biological process (GO): dephosphorylation
Molecular function (GO): phosphatase activity
Source: RefSeq, a predicted model, not a curated record